UGCUUUUCUUCUUUCUUACUUAAAAAGUCGCUAUCUAGUCAAAUCGGAGAAGACGGUGUUUCAUUGAAUUCGAAUUUGUUUGUCGAUUCGAUUUUACCGUCGCCGGUAAUGGCUCCGGAGUCGAAAAAUGCGGGAGUCUCUGUUGUCGUUAAUCUCGACAGUGACAGUGACAGUGACAAUGACGACGGAGUAGGAGGAAGAGGAGCUUUUCGAAGCAUGGCGUCCCUAAUGGACAAACAUCAAGUUCCAAGUACGACUGCUGACGCGACGGUUGCUCCUCGAGAAAACCUAGAGUGCCGGAGCUUUUGGAAGGCCGGAGAAAACUUCGUGAUCCCUACCGGUGUUACUAAUCCAGCUGCUCCAGGUAUGGUUGAGCAUGCUCGUGUUCAUCCAAAGUUUCUUCACUCGAAUGCUACUUCACACAAAUAGGCUUUUGGAGCAAUAGCCGAGCUAAUUGACAAUGCUGUUGACGAGAUACAAAAUGGUGCUACGUUUGUUAAGAUUGAUAAGAUCAAUAUUGUCAAAGAUAAUUCCCCAGCUUUAGUUUUCCAAGAUGAUGGCGGUGGAAUGGAUCCCGAUGGGCUCAGAAAAUGCAUGAGCUUAGGCUACUCAUCAAAGAAGUCUAAUACGACGAUUGGACAGUAUGGAAAUGGUUUCAAGACAAGUACCAUGAGACUUGGAGCUGAUGAUAUUGUUUUUACUCGCUCAACUCGUGGAGGCAAAUCUACUCAGAGCGUUGGCCUUCUGUCAUACACAUUCCUCAGAAAAACUGGUCAGGAUGAUGUCGUUGUUCCUAUGAUCCGAUAUGCAAUGCAGAUUGAUAUUGAUACAUCCAAGGAGCGACCACAACCAAUUAUCUAUGGAUCUGCAGAAGAUUGGGCUGCCAGCCUUGAAAUUAUACUCAAGUGGUCUCCGUUUUCUACAGAGGGCGAACUUUGGCAGCAGCGGUCUGUUUUGUUAACUUUUUUAUUUCCAUCUUCCACCCACCAGCUCGAGGAUAUUGGAACUCAUGGAACAAAAGUAAUUAUAUACAACUUGUGGCUUAAUGAUGAAGGAAUCUACGAGCUGAGUUUUCACGACGACAAUGAGGACAUCCGACUCCGAGAUGAAAGUGUCCAUGACAGUAAACGGGCUUAUGCUUCAAUGUUAUAUCUCAAAAGGUUCAAUAAUUUCAAAAUUAUACUUCGUGGAAUCCCUGUGGAGCAGUUCAACAUUGCUGAUGAAUUAAGAUUACCUGAGACUAUUAAGUACAAUCCCCAUACAACAAAGGAAAAAGCUCCCACUGAAAUCAAAGUUGGAUUUAUAAAGGAGGCGCCUAAGCUUGCAGUUUGUGGUUUCAAUGUCUAUCACAAAAACCGUCUCAUCCGGCCUUUCUGGAAGGUCACUAUGGGAGGGGAAAGGAGAGGCAGUGGUGUUGUGGGAGUUCUUGAAGCAAACUUUAUAGAACCGGCCCACGAUAAGCAAGAUUUUGAGAGGUCUUCUCUAUUUCAGCGGUUGGAGGCAAGGCUGAAAAAGAUUGUCUCUAAUUACUGGAAUACACACUGCCACGUAUUCGGAUACUGUACUUAUGGAAUGCCUGCAGAUAAGUCGAAAAGGAUAGCAAUACCUGAUCAACCGCCUACUGUCAAUACAUUCAAUCCCUUGCCUUUGCCUUCUGAUGAAAUUAGUCAAGGUGGUCAGAUAAUACGUGAUCAACCGCCUACUGUUAAUACAUUCAAUCCUUUACCUUUGCCUUCUGAUAGAGUCAGUCAAGGUGGUCCGAUAAUACGUGAAAUCAGUCUUAGUAACGCCACUUCAAGCCGUAUAGCUGCUGUUGAUACUGAAAACAACCUCGUUGGCAAGUCAGCGCAUGAGAUAAGCGAAGAGAACAUACAACUCUUCAUGAGGUGCGAGGAAUAUGUAAAGAAAGAGACUGAACUGGAACAGACGGUAAGUAACUUAGCAAAGGAACUGGAAGAAACUAAAAGUAAAUGUGCACGACUUGCAUUACUCGUGGAUGCUAAGAGGAGGGAGAUGCAACAAGUUUAGUAAAAAUGUUAAUAUGGCUCUCUGGAAUCUGAAAAACACUAGUUUAAUUUUGCUAAUACAUAUAUAUGCAGCGUAUGUAUCUGUCAGGAAGACAGUUAUGAUCUAACGCAAGUCUCUGGAAAUAGUUCUAUUUAA
Molecule: messenger RNA, 2163 nt
Organism: Arabidopsis thaliana (thale cress)
Lineage: Eukaryota; Viridiplantae; Streptophyta; Magnoliopsida; Brassicales; Brassicaceae
Product: ATP binding protein
Exons: 18
Coding region: 568-2028 (486 amino acids)
Biological process (GO): positive regulation of defense response
Cellular component (GO): nucleus
Molecular function (GO): ATP hydrolysis activity
Source: RefSeq, marked reviewed